AUGAUGAACUUCAAUGGACAAUUGAAGAAAAGGAAUGUCAAUUUAGGAGGUGGUUUCAAGAACAAUAGAGCUAAUAUUCUUCAGCAUACACAAAAGGAAAGAGAAAAGAGAGAAAGAGAAAGAGCUAGGGAAAAGUCAGUCAUCAUUGUCCAGUCCUAUAUUAGAAGAUACCAAGCUUCAAUAAAUCACAAAAUAUUAGUUGGAAAGCGCUGGGAAAAUUUAGUAACCAGUGUUGCUGAGAUCAAUUAUGUUAUACACCAAUUUACUAUCUUUUAUUCAACACUAUACAAAGUUAAUGAAAGAAAAUUAGAGCAAUUGAACUUACUUUGUGGUUUGUUGAAGGAAACUAAUCCAUCUGAAAUCAACACCAAAAGCUUUCUGGAACUAGCUUCAACCAUUGUCAACACAUUCCCAAAUAUCAGUCUGAAAUCCACCAUUGACCUGCAAGUUCUGGAUCAGCUCCUUUGGUUAUCUGACCGCCUUUACUCCAGUAUAGAAAUACAAAAAACUCUUGGAGGGAUAAUACCGGAACUAUCAAAGCUUGUGGAAUCGUUAAUUAGCUCAAGAGACUUUGAGUUGGCAUCAAAAUUGGUGUUCAUCAUUUCAAAAUAUGCUCCAUUGGAUGUGAACAACUACAUUAGAUUUCUAUCAACCACUGAUCUACUUAGAGUUCCAUCUUUCAAAGUACGGUUUGAUGUUCUCAACUCUCAAAUAGAAUCGUCAACUUGUCUUUUGUCAUUGUCAGACGAUGAAAAAUUGAACAUUCUUUCCACUUUGAUAACACAAGCUGAAAAGUUUAGCAUACAAACCAUAUCCCCUAUUUCAUGGGUUCUUUCAUCGAUAAAUGUAACAGUGGCUACCAAAUCAGAAAAUGAGUUUAGUAUGGAUGAAGAUGACGAGAAUGAUGGUAAUGAUGCUCAUGAGUUAAAACGUAAGCUCAUUGAUGAGGAUUUGAAUGAAAGCAUCAAAAGAUUAUACAAUAGGGAAUUCAUCACGGCCGUUACAAAAAAUGUUAAAGAUUCCCAUGUUUUGACACGUCUAUAUGGCUCAUUAAUGCGCUUGAAGCCUUUACUGAAGUCUACAUUUAUUAUUUAUUUGAUUCCAAACAGUUUUAAAGAGCUAGUGGAUUCGGUUUUAGAAAGUUCAGUUUUCACUAAGUUUAUUGAGUUGCAAGAAAAUUCAAUUUACAAUAUUGAUCAAGAAUUCAUCAAAUUUGUCUUUCAGGAACAUAUGGAUUUCCUACAGUAUGAUCUUUAUAUAUUUUUUGAGGUGUUUCAAUACUUUCUUAUUGUUUCAAAUGAUUUUGAAAUAUUCAAAAAAUAUGACUUCACGGUCAAGAAGUUUGAACUGAUUUCCAUUUUUUUGAAAAAAUUCACAUUUAAUUUGAUCUGGAAUUCCUCAAAGGUUAGAACACUGUUGGGGGAUAAGAAUCUUGAUUUAUUAGAAACCCUAUCUAUUAAAGUUUUGAACCAGGUUUAUUUGAAAGAUUCAAGAUUGUCAUUAGUUGACAAAACAAUUUGGUUGAUCAAUGACAAGAAAUUGGAUAUUAUGACCCUAGUAAACUUGAUUUCUCAAUAUGAAGAAUCUAGAAAGAACGACUAUGAUUCAGAUAACGGUGCUCCAGAUUUUAUAAGUUCAUUGAAUUCAGAUUCUAGAGCCAAGUUGAAGAUUUUCUUGAAAACACCAUUCUUCAUUAGCUUUGAGAAAAGAGUUGAAAUUUUCCAAGUUUUGGUGGAUCUUGAUAGAGAUAGACUUGGUCUGAGUGAGGCUAACAGUUUGAGUAUGUUUGGAUUUUUGGAGCGUAAACAGACAGCAACUAUCAGAAGAGAACAUAUGCUUGAGGAUGCGUAUGAUAGUUUCAAUAAGCUUGGAGAAACUUUCAAAAGCAAGUUAGGUAUUAAUUUCAUUAAUGAACAUGGUGAGGAAGUAGGAGUUGAUGGGGGUGGUCUUACAAAAGAAUUUUUAACUGGUGUUGUCAAAGAAGGUUUUAAAGAUUUGUUUGUUGAAAAUGAUAAUCAUGAACUAUACCCAAAUCCACAAAUUGGCCUAAAAUAUCAAUACAGGAUUGAUAGUGAAGAACAGUUGAAAUCAUUAAAUUAUACUAAUUUCUUGGGGAAGGUUAUUGGUAAGUGUUUAUAUGAGAGAGUUUUAGUGGAUAUUAGUUUUUCAAGUUUCUUUUUAACCAAAUUCAAUACUGGGUACAAGAACUCGUUUGAUGAUUUGAGAAGCCUGGAUGGAGAGUUAUACACUAAUUUGGUCAAAUUAUUAAGUAUGACUGAUGAAGAACUAGAAGGUCUGAAUUUGACUUUCAGUAUUGACGAGAAGCUCGAUAAUAGAAACAUUAGCAUUGAUCUUGUUCCAAAUGGUUCAAUCACUCCUGUCACAAGUUCCAACAAAUUGAAGUUUGUUCACGAAGUUGCCAACUUCAAGUUGAAUAGAUUGAUCAACAUUCAAUGUAACUCCUUCUUGAAUGGGUUAUUUGAAAUCAUUUCAAAAGAGUGGUUGGCCAUGUUUAAUCCAUAUGAACUCCAAAUGCUGAUUUCUGGUGAAAAGGAUAUUAAUGUUCAAGAUUUGAAAGAAUAUGUUGUUUAUGGUGGCUACACGCUGAAUGAUAAAACAAUUCGUGAUUUUUGGGAGAUUGUGCAUGAAAUGACAAAUACUGAAAGGUUCCAACUUGUCAAGUUUGUUACUUCUGUUCCAAGAGCUCCUUUAUUAGGGUUUAAAGCAUUGGUUCCAAGAUUUGGAAUCAAAAAUGGUGGUGAUGAACCUGAAAGAUUACCAACUUCUUCAACGUGUGUGAACUUACUCAAGCUACCAAACUAUAGAAACAAACAGCUACUGAAGGAGAAGCUACUCUAUGCAAUUAAUGCAGAAGCCGGUUUUGACUUGACAUGA
Hansenula anomala is the source of this 2895-nucleotide messenger RNA. RefSeq names its product ubiquitin-ubiquitin ligase HUL5 (gene HUL5). Lineage: Eukaryota; Fungi; Ascomycota; Saccharomycetes; Phaffomycetales; Wickerhamomycetaceae. The record is from RefSeq and is a predicted model, not a curated record. The transcript has a single exon. Gene Ontology annotation, molecular function: ubiquitin protein ligase activity. The coding region runs from base 1 to 2895 and encodes 964 amino acids. Gene Ontology annotation, biological process: ubiquitin-dependent protein catabolic process; protein polyubiquitination.